GAUCACGUACCGUCGCGUACGCACACUUCAGUUUUAUAAAUAUUGCGUCCGAGACGGACGGCUAAUUCGACAUCUAAACAAUGAGGUUGCUCGCGACUCAACUAAAGUAAUCUUAUCGAUAAUCCUGACACGAAACCCACACUAUCUACAGCUGAGAGUGAUAACCGCACUGGAUUUAUGUGACCUCUCUACAAAUUGGAAGAAUACGUAUAUGUUAACAAUAAAAUAAAUUAGAUUUAUAGUGUUGUGUCGUUAAAACUUGUUAUUACCGAACAAUGUAUUUCCUACUGUUCAUCUGUGUUAUUUUACUAUUCGUGUUUGGCAUGAAAAUAUACCAAAAAUUAACAUGUGGAAUUUGUAACUGUAGUGCUCACAUGGUAGGGAAAGUGGUGAUUAUAACGGGCGGUAACUGUGGUAUUGGAUUCGAAAUAGCAAAAGACUUGGCAGCUCGCGGCGCAAGGGUCAUUAUUGCUUGCAGGAGCGUACGUCGCGCGUCGGAGGCCACGGAAGAAAUUAUAAAAUGCACCGGUAACUCAAACGUGGUGCAUCGGCAUGUUGACUUGGCCUCUUUCCGAUCUGUACGUGACUUUUGUGAGAAGAUAUGCAAAACUGAGGAACGUUUGGAUUUGCUUAUAAAUAAUGCUGGAGCAGGUGGUCUCGGCAACUAUAAGACUGAGGAUGGAAACCAUAUUGGAAUGCAAGUUAACUACUUUGGCCCGUUUUUACUGACGUGCCUUCUGUUACCAUUACUAAAAUCUUCAGCACCAAGCAGAAUUAUUAACGUAUCGUCAAUGCUGCAUAAAUAUGCCGAAAUGGAUUUCGAAAAUUUGAAUAUGGAGAAAUACUGGAGCGAUUAUUUGGUGUAUGCAAAUAGUAAAUUGUAUUUAAAUUUAGUAACAUUAGAGUUGAGUAGAAGGUUAAAAGGGACUCGAGUAACAGUUAACGCAGUGCAUCCCGGUGUGAGUGCCACUAAAUUCUAUAGGAAUAUUAAGAACAGUGUACUUCGUAGCGUUUUAAGCGCAGUUAUCGGAUUUAUAUAUCAAAGUCCACGGGAAGCAGCGCAAACACCAAUUUAUCUGUCAGUGUCACCUGAAGUGAAUGACGUAAGUGGCAAAUAUUUUUGUGAUUGUCGAGAGAAAAAGCCAUCUCGGAUAUCCCAAGAUGCAGAAAUCGCUAAGAAGCUUUGGAUUGAAACUGAAAAAAUCGUAAAGUUUUCGUUAGAUGGAUGACGAUGGCUUGUAGCUUAUAGAAAAUUUAAUAGUCAUUAUUUUAAUUUGAAUUGAAACUUCUCCGAAUUUCAUCAAUGGUGUCUCAAAAGUCUCAUCUUUAUCAUUCAAUAAGGUUAUAUUUCGAAGAAUAUCGUGUGUUAAGAUCUCUUUUGGAUUUGCUCAAAGUCGUAUUUUUGAUAAGAUAAAUAAAUUAUAAUUACGUUUUUUUU
Molecule: messenger RNA, 1438 nt
Organism: Leptidea sinapis
Lineage: Eukaryota; Metazoa; Arthropoda; Insecta; Lepidoptera; Pieridae
Product: retinol dehydrogenase 13-like
Exons: 1
Coding region: 276-1229 (317 amino acids)
Molecular function (GO): oxidoreductase activity
Source: RefSeq, a predicted model, not a curated record